CCGUGCGAGGAGGGACAGCUUGCAGCCGGAGCCUCCCGGCGGCGCGGCCGGACUCCCGCAGCAGCGCCGCGCCGAGCGCGCCGAGCCCCCGGACAAUGGGGCCGCGGUGGCUGCUGGUGGUCGCCGCGGGGCUCAGUCUUUGCGGCCCUCUGCUGUCGGCCCGCACCCCAGGCCAAAAGGCAGAGCCAGAAGCAACAAAUAGUACUUUCCAUCUCCGGUCAUUUUUUCUCAGGAAUUUACCCAGUGGAUUCGAACCAAUCCCACUGAGGGAUGAGGAGGAAAGAAAUGAGAGUGAGUUCACUGAAGGCAGAUCAAGCUCCGUCAAUCAAAGCAAUCCUCCUCAGAAAUUACCCCACGUGUUCAUCUCAAAUGAUGCCUCGGGCUAUCUGACCAGCGCCUGGCUGACUCUCUUCAUCCCCUCCGUCUACACCGGCGUGCUCGUAGUAAGCCUUCCUCUAAACAUCAUGGCCAUCGUCGUGUUCGUCUUGAAGAUGAAGGUCAAGAAGCCGGCCGUGGUGUACAUGCUGCACUUGGCCACGGCAGACGUGCUCUUCGUGUCUGUGCUCCCGUUUAAGAUCAGCUACUACUUUUCCGGAAGUGACUGGAGUUUUGGGUCUGCGAUGUGUCGCUUCGUCACUGCAGCGUUCUACUGUAACAUGUAUGCCUCCAUCAUGCUCAUGACGGUCAUCAGCAUUGACCGGUUUCUGGCUGUGGUGUAUCCCAUCCAGUCGCUGUCCUGGCGUACUCUGGGGCGGGCUUCCUUCACGUGUCUGGCCAUCUGGGCCAUGGCCAUCGCGGGAGUGGUGCCUCUGCUGCUCAAGGAGCAGACCAGCCAGGUGCCGGGGCUCAACAUCACCACGUGUCACGACGUGCUCAACGAAACGCUGCUCGAGGGCUUCUACGCCUAUUACUUCUCCGCCUUCUCUGCUGUCUUCUUUUUCGUGCCGUUGACCAUUUCCACAGUCUGUUACGUGUCCAUCAUUCGCUGUCUUAGCUCUUCCACGGUGGCCAACCAGACCAAGAAGUCCCGGGCGUUGUUCUUGUCGGCUGCCGUUUUCUGCAUCUUCAUCAUUUGCUUCGGACCCACCAACAUCCUUCUGAUUCUCCAUUAUGCAUUCCUUUCCCGUAACUCCAUGACGGAGGCUGCCUACUUCGCCUACCUCCUCUGUGUCUGUGUCAGCAGCAUCAGCUGCUGCAUUGACCCCUUGAUUUACUAUUAUGCUUCCUCCGAGUGCCAGAGGUACCUCUACAGCAUCUUAUGCUGCAAAGAAAGUUCGGACCCCAGCAGUUAUAACAGCAGUGGUCAGUUGAUGGCUAGUAAAGUGGAUACCUGCUCUAGUAACCUGAAUAGCAGCAUGUACAAGAAGCUGCUAACUUAGGAAAAGGGACCGACAGUGAUUUAAAAAGAAAAGGUGAAAAAAGCAAAUAACCUGAGGAUUCUAUUUAGUCCCUGCCAAAAAAAGUAUUUACUGUACCAUCUAAAACAGCGGAUGUAUGAUUUGCAUGCCUCCUUACUAGAGCCAUUAAGCAUAUAUAUUUGUUAGUUACAGGAAAACAUAACAGGAAUGUUCCUAGAGAACAUUGCCAGUGCUACAACAAGAACUGAAUGUUGCUUUUUGAUGUAUUUAGAUGCCUUAUUAUAGGUGUGUGUGUGUGUAUACACACUUGUAUUGUUUGCAGUGCAGUAUAGAAUAGGCACUUUGAAACCCUCUUUUUUUUCCACCAGAGAUUAUGGAAAUAAACUCUGGCUUUCUGAUUUAAUAUGCAAAGUUUAGUUUGGUGAAGUUUAGCCCUGAAAUUCUGCAGAUGUCCGUCAAUAGUGAGGGGUUCUGUCGUAUGGACUUACAUAGCUUUUGCAAAUAAGUGUAUUUUGAAAUUGUUCAACAGCGAUGUUUAAGUUAUUGAGGGCUGAGACUUAGUCCUGUCUGUGUGUAGAAGUUUUGCUGUUUUUCAUUUGAAACAUAUCAAAGUUUGAAACCUAAAAAUAUUAAAACAGAUGAAAACA
Molecule: messenger RNA, 2005 nt
Organism: Vicugna pacos (alpaca)
Lineage: Eukaryota; Metazoa; Chordata; Mammalia; Artiodactyla; Camelidae
Gene: F2R
Product: coagulation factor II thrombin receptor
Biological process (GO): positive regulation of blood coagulation; positive regulation of Rho protein signal transduction; phospholipase C-activating G protein-coupled receptor signaling pathway
Cellular component (GO): plasma membrane
Molecular function (GO): thrombin-activated receptor activity
Source: RefSeq, a predicted model, not a curated record